Molecule: messenger RNA, 1293 nt
Organism: Lactuca sativa (garden lettuce)
Lineage: Eukaryota; Viridiplantae; Streptophyta; Magnoliopsida; Asterales; Asteraceae
Product: cytochrome b561 domain-containing protein At4g18260
Molecular function (GO): transmembrane monodehydroascorbate reductase activity; heme binding
Source: RefSeq, a predicted model, not a curated record
UUGUAUCCUGACCAUAGUGCUCUGAAAUUCCACCAUAUCCUUUCAAGAAAAAAGUGGUCCGAAAAACCGACCCCUCAUGAGAUAAUCUAAUCUAUCUUGGGUCCCUUUGUCUCUUUGUUACACCAACUCCUAAACCCUUCAAAAAACCAUCAUUCUCAUGCAAAUUCAUCUGCUUUUCAUCUCCAAUCACAUCUCUCAACUUCCUUUUGUUCAAUCAGAAGAUACAAAGCAUGAUUAAUUAACAAAAAUUUCUAGAUUUUCACACAGUAUACUCCUUAUAAGGAAUACAACACCGCAUACUUUUUUAGCCACACAACAAUGGAAUCUUUCAAAGCUAAAACAUUAACUCCUAUUCUUCUUGUUCUUGUUCUUCUUCCAUGUGUUAUCUGUUCAUCAUCUCAACAACACAUCAAAGAAGACAUGCUCAAUAAUCAUCACCAAGUUGUUGAGCCAAUCAGUCAUCGAUUAUCAUUACAGAUAGUUAUUCAUGGGUUUCUCCUGUGGGCUUCCAUGGGUUUCUUGAUUCCUGUUGGAAUCUUAGCCAUCAGAUUGUCAAACAGAGAGGAAAAUGAAAGAAGGCUCAGAAUCAUGUUCUGUAUACAUGCUGUCACUCAGAUACUAUCAGUGAUUCUUGUGACAGCUGGAGCUAUACUAUCAGUAAAAAAUUUCAGCAACACAUUCGACAACAUGCAUAGGAGAAUUGGUGUAGCUCUUUAUGGCCUUGUAUUAUUGCAAGCUCUCACAGGCCUUCUUCGUCCUGCAAGAGGGGGUAAGGGAAGAAGUUUAUGGUUUUUUUCACAUUGGGCACUUGGAACGACUAUUUCCCUACUUGGAAUCAUGAGCGUAUACACAGGGCUACAUGCGUACCAAAAGAAAACAUCAAGAAAUAUAAAACCUUGGGUUAUGUUUUACACAGCUGAAAUUGUGUGCAUUGGAUUCUUGUAUUUGCUUCAAGAGAAAUGGGAGUAUAUACAGAAGCAAGAAGUGAUUCCCGGGAAUGAAUCAACGAUAGUAGAACUGAGUGAUAAUCGGGAGACUUUGAGUAGUAGUCAAAAUAAGGAUUCAUGUUAAGUUAGAAGUUAGAAGAUGAAUAUUAAUUGAAAUUGUUCAUAUUCGGUCUGUUUUGAUGAAUUCAAGUGAUUGUUUAUGUAACCGGAAUAUUAAACUGCUAUAUUUUUGUGACACAUUUAGUGGGAAUCGAGUGUAGUUUAAUAGGAAGAGAUUAUGGAAUGUUGUCAGACCACAACUGCUAUUGUGCCAAACAGAAGGAAUUUGAGUCAAUUUUUUUUUUUU